AUGGAGGUUCCGCUUGUGCAUCCCAGACCUGCAUCCCUAGAGCUACUGUUGCUACAGGCCGAGCAUAUGUCUUCGUACAUAUGGGAGGGGCAGUGUUUGUCCCAGAAAUUCUGCGCUAGACGGGUAGAUGAUAUGUGGGACUUUCUUAGGGACCACCCACUUCAUCCCCGUAUAGUCAGACGCCUUCAGGAUAUGGGUUUCUAUAGGAUCAUAGAGAUAGGCCGGUUGCAGUUGGACUGGUCGUUGAUCACGGCUUUGAUAGAGCGGUGGCGACCGGAGACGCACACCUUUCAUUUACCAAUUGGCGAGGAUACUAUCACGCUUCAGAACUUGGAGGUUCUAUAUGGGUUGCCGGUUGAUGGACAUCCUGUAGCUUACCCGCAUGCUCUCAGAGAAUAUAUGGGAUUGCAGUACCUGGAGAUGUUGCAGCGGCUCACCGGUUUCCAGCCAACAAAGGAGGCUGCAUUUAGAGGGGCCAGUCGUUUGUAG
Molecule: messenger RNA, 489 nt
Organism: Nicotiana tabacum (common tobacco)
Lineage: Eukaryota; Viridiplantae; Streptophyta; Magnoliopsida; Solanales; Solanaceae
Product: serine/threonine-protein phosphatase 7 long form homolog
Biological process (GO): meristem development; meristem maintenance
Source: RefSeq, a predicted model, not a curated record